Molecule: messenger RNA, 1140 nt
Organism: Psilocybe cubensis
Lineage: Eukaryota; Fungi; Basidiomycota; Agaricomycetes; Agaricales; Agrocybaceae
Exons: 3
Coding region: 1-1140 (379 amino acids)
Cellular component (GO): nucleus
Source: RefSeq, a predicted model, not a curated record
AUGCUCGGCAUCGAAGACUAUGGCAGCGAUAGUGAUACUGCCCCGGAUACCACAAAUGCACCCUCUACCAGCGCCUCUGCUCCCAAAACAGCCCCCAAACCAACGGUCAAACCCCAGCGGCCUCCCAAAAAGAUCACAAUUGCGCUUCCAACUAUGUCAGCUUCCAAGGACGAUGACGCCAAAGAGUCCGAGGAUAAUGACAGACCAGUAAAGAAGCGAAAGACUGGCGCUGGGAGUUCAUCUCUACUAUCAAUGCUUCCUACUCCGAAACAGAGCAAUCCCGUACCUCAAGCGCAACCUCGCGUGCUUGGUGGAGGUUCAGGUAAAGCUUUGAAUUUCAACGCUACUGCCCGCACUUCCGACGCCGAAUCUACCGAUGCUAAUCUUGAACAAGAGGCCUAUACAUCUAGUAGGGUAGAGCAACCCGAAGAGGACACCUCAUCUGCUUCUGUCCUCUUCAGACCGACUUCAGUAGCAAAAGGGAGAAAAAAUAUCUCAGUGGAAGAAACGAGCCUCGCCCAAAUUAAAUUCAAACCAGCUACAUCGGCUCCUGCUGUUGACUUUUUCUCUUUGGGGUCGUCAAAAUCCGUCAACUCUGCGCCCCAGGUGGCAUCGUCAUCGUCCGUCCAGACCACGAUAUCAUCUGCGCCUGCAUUACCCACAUUCGAGAUACCUGAGCCAACACCGACUGAUCAAUAUCCUGGGUACUACCAGCUGCCUUCUGGUCAAUGGGCUGCACAUGAUCCUGAGUACUACGACAAAUUCGUGAAAAAGUGGCAGAAGGAAUACAAUGACUAUGUUCGUGCGUUAGAGAAAGGCACAAUCAAAGGUUUCGAAGGACUCCAAGAUGCUGCUGUAGAAGAGGUUGAUGCUUUAAAAGAGAUGGAAAAGGCAAAGAAGGAGAUCCAAGAAAGAGAAGAGAAAAAGGCAAUUACACAAGGAGCUGGAGGAGUCCCUGUUGCCCCAAAGAUGAACAUCAAUGCAAGCAAGACCAGUGGAAUAGCAAGGUCGCGUCAUCAACUUUCAACGCUCUUGAAAGAAGCGUACGAAAACAGAGAAGCCCUCGAGGAGAGAAUAGCUCAAGGAAAACGAAACCGAAAAGAGGCUGGCAACAAAUACGGUAAGUAUCUCAAACGUUAA